Molecule: messenger RNA, 1593 nt
Organism: Salvia miltiorrhiza (redroot sage)
Lineage: Eukaryota; Viridiplantae; Streptophyta; Magnoliopsida; Lamiales; Lamiaceae
Exons: 3
Coding region: 7-660 (217 amino acids)
Source: RefSeq, a predicted model, not a curated record
UGUGAGAUGAUCCCCGAUGAGUACGAGGCCACGACGCAUUACUGGCUAUCGGUGGCAGGCGUCAAUGCCGGGCCAGGGGUUCGAGUACCAGAGCCGGGAGUCUUUGGUCAUACGCAGCCUCAGGCGCGCUACAGUGGUGGGGACCGCAAUGAGCCUACUAUUGAGCAUCAACCACAGCGUCGCAGUGCAAGACAGGAUACUGGCAAGCGCCCGAGAGGACAAGUAGUGGACACCUCAUCGAGCAGCAACCAUCACAAUCAGAGCAUUGGGGGCGAUCACCCCGUAGAUUCUGGUCGAAGGUCUCACAGUCACAGAGCCCCGAGGCCUAGGCACGAGGAUCAGAGUAGAGCUCCUGCACCAUCACAGUGGAGCGAGCAGGAUUGGCAGCGCAUGCAGCACAUGAUGCGCGAGAGUGGAGGACGGAUAGCGAGGAAUGUGGAGGACAGCCUGUUCACGAGGAUUAAGAAUUGGUUCGAGGAGAAGUUGGAUGCUAUGCGUUGCCGAUGCUCGCAUAGCACUGAUGUUCAUGUGCCCAGACCUGCUCCACGAUCUCACUCUGACAGGAGACGCGAGCCCGAGCCCGAGUCCGAUCCGGCGCAGCAUACAUCCUCAGAGGCCCCAUCGCAUCACCGAUCCCCUGCACACGAGUCUCCUGCAUGAGAGGCGGGACAUACUACUGGUGAUGGCAUGCACACCCCGCAGUGGCAGCAUGAUCCGUUUGGCGGCUCGACUAGUUUUGGGGAUGUGCAGACUCCGCACAUGGGUGUCCACCACUUGCCCACAUUCGGUGCGUCGAGUUCUUAUGGUGGGCCACGCUACUCGUGGGCUGAGCAGGGCACGAAUUCAGCAUACCCGCCUGAGCCGCCUCGUUCUUCUAUGCCGAUCCUUAGAGAUGGUAGAUAUUCUCAGGCAGAGAUGCACGAGUAUUGGAAGCAGUAUAGUGGGGGAGUUUCUGAGGCAGUAGCUGCUGUUCCCCUCAGUAUUUGUGCACCAGAGGUUCCACGCAAAAGCCAGCGACAACGGAACCCGUCUGCUGCACUUCGAUCACCAUACGUGCACAGCGCCGUGCCGAGACCCGUCGAGCAAUAGUAUGUUGACGGGUUUGAGCGUAUGAUGGAAGCUGGCCGCCGUGGACACUACCAGCCGGUGGUAGUGGCAGAGAGCAAGCACCCUCUCCCAUAUAACUUUUGGACCGGGAUGCAAAACACGAGGACUAACCUCACGAGCAAUGUUGGUUAAUUUCUGAAGCAGUUUUUAUCAUGCAAGUCUGUUUACUUAUUACUAACAUUUAAGUACGUGCAGGCUGUUGAUAUGUACAUGAUGACGAUGAGAUCGAGGUUGAUUGCGCGUGCUGACUUGAUAGACGGUGUUGAUCAGAGGACCACUAUCAUAUUGGAUACAGAAUUAUUCAAAUAUUUGGAUGAUGAAUUCAAGGAGUUGCUGUCAGCAUGGCAUACUAUGUUUCCCUCGAAGGCAGAAGGACGGCUUUCGAGGUCCGACACAGUUUAUUCUUCAUGGGUACCGCAUCCCAAGAAGAUGUAUCUGGUGUAUGGGCAUGGGGUAUCUUCGACUCAUGGCGAUUGGAUGCAUGCC